Molecule: messenger RNA, 2951 nt
Organism: Candidula unifasciata
Lineage: Eukaryota; Metazoa; Mollusca; Gastropoda; Stylommatophora; Geomitridae
Source: the annotation of a GenBank genome assembly
ACUCAGAAAAGGAUGCCAAGCCCCCAGAAAAUGUCUCAAGUGAAGUCAAGCCAACCAAGAGUGCCACCGGCCCAGCUUUGGCAGAUGAUAACUGGCCGGCCCUACAAGAAGUCAUAGUUGCUGAGUCAAAUCAAACUGUGCCUCUCAAGGUUCCAAAAGCCCUGAAAGUGAAAGGAAAUGGUUCAACAACUUCGACAGAGGCAGUCGUCGCAGUAGCAGCAUCUGUAGACACAGCUGAAGUUCCAGUAGUCAGUGUUGUGGAGGAACUGGCGCUUGUGGAUGCCAAAAGUGUCACCACACUUGCAGAGAGCAAACAGACAUUGCAGGCUCAGCAGCAGAGCGACUCUGGAGGGGAUGAUUCUUCCAAAGAAAACAAGGAAAGUGCAGUCAAUGGAGACGACACAAACAAUGCUGCCAAAGGAAAGAAAGCUACAAAACCAAAAUGGCAAAGAAUGGAGAUUGACCACCCGAAACCAGAUAGACGCAACAGACGUAGCCGAAGCCAAGGUCGUGGGUUUUCUCCAAACAGACGUGAUGGUCGUCAUGCUGGAGAACGUUACCGCCCGGAUAGUCGCAGAUCUGAUGCCGGUCCAGAUUCCCAGAACUGGAGAGCCAAGUUGACCCCAGGGGGAAAUGCUCCAGAUGCUGCAGCUGUUGGAGCUUUUGGUGGAAUACGUGGACGUGGUCGUGGCGGAAUCCGUGGGAAUGCUCGUGGAGGGCGAGGCGGCGGCAGAGGAGGAAGAGGUGGACUAAGAGAUGCUUCAUCACCCCUAUUUCCAAGCAACUGGAGCACCGAUCAGGCCUUCCCAACUGUCCCCACAGAUGCUGACACUGUUCAAGCAUUUCCUUGGAACCGGGGAUUUAAUGGGGUUCAGAAAAUACCCCGUGUGCCUCCGAUAAACCUCACAGUGAUGCUAGGAAUGGACAACCUGUUCAUGCAGGAGCAUUUGCUAAAUAUGAUCGGUGGACAAACCCCAGUGUACUAUGGGGCAACUCCUCAGUCGUAUACUCCAGGGACUUUGAAGCAUCAAAUAGAAUACUACUUCAGUGAAGACAAUCUAGUGAAGGAUCUUUUCCUGAGGAAGAAGAUGGACAAAGAAGGCUGGGUGAAGCUAGAUCUGGUUCUCAGUUUCAACAAAGUCAAAGAGAUGAAUGCAGAUUAUGAAAGUCUGGUUAAGGCCAUUAAAAAAUCUGAUAAACUGGAGCUCUCAGUGAAUGAAGAUGCUGUGAGAACCAUUAGCUCUCCCGAAAAGUGGCCAAUUGACGAUGAAAUUAAAAGCUUAAUUCCGCCGCCUGGCAUCCAGACAGUUGCAGCAGCGUCCACAUUACAUCUGGACGCUCCAGAAUUUGUUCCUGGCAAACCAUUUGUUCUACGUUGUUUAAAUAACAAUGCUACAGAUUUGCAGAGUGAAGCCCAGCAAGAGAAGCGCAACACUUUAGAUUCCGGAAGUCAGGGCAAGCACACCGACGAAGAGCACGACAGUCUGCUGUGUGAUGCUACAAGCAAUCUCACCACCAUUCCCCCAAUGCUGUCUUCAAGCGCACCACAGUUGUCAUUUGAUGAAUGGCAAACAGUACAGCACAAAGUAAAAAAGAAAACCGGAAACAAAGAGAAAUGUACUGAGGAAAAGGAUAGGAUGGUCAGUUCGCGCAUGGAAGAUGACCGAGAGGAGUUGGACUUCAUGUUCGACGAGGAGCUUGACAGCCUAAAUGUGGGCAGGGCUAACAACUUCACAGACUGGUCAGAUGACUCCGAAGAUGAGAUUGACGAUAAUGACAUCAACAAGAUCCUGAUUGUGAUGCAGACGCCGCCAGCAGUGCGCAAACAUCCUGGCGGUGACAGAACCGGCGACUAUACCAAGAGGUCAAAGAUCACAUGUGAGCUGAGCAAAGUGAUCAACGAUGGUCUGUUUUACUACGAGAAAGAUCUGUGGGAUACUGGAGAUUUUUCGAAUGACUAUAGCUUCAAAACUGUGAAUGUGAUUACCAAAGAAGAAUUCGACAAGAUUACACCUUCAAGGUCAUCCCUCGAUUUGGAAGAGCAGGAAAUACCACCGCCGCCUCCUCCACCAGCAAGUAUUACCGAAAGCAAGAAGGUGCCAACUCCACCAUCAUCCCAAGCCGGACAUGCUGAUAUUGCCCGGUCACUGCCUGCGUGGGUUCCUGACACUCCAGGCAGACGAGAACAGGGUCCGAGGACACCCAGGCAUGACCGCAAGGAGCCUCGCUUUUACCCAGUUACAAAAGAGCCCGGCGCACCCAAGGAUCCUCAAACACCACGGAAAAAGAAGACUAGGCACAGCAGUAACCCACCCUUGGAGUCCCAUGUCGGGUGGGUGAUGGACAGGAAAGAGCACCGAGCCCGCUCAAGACAUAAUUCUUCAUCGCUUGCUUUGCCAUCAGCCAGCCCGUCGGACAGCUACCUGGGCUCCAGCUACGGCUCUACGCCAGUGUCGAUGCCUCACUUUGAACACCCCUCGCACGAGCUGCUAAAAGAGAAUGGAUUUGUUUGGCAUGUUUACAAUAAAUUUCAUUCCAAGUGCCUUAAAGAACGCAAACGUCUUGGCGUGGGUCUGUCUCAGGAAAUGAACUGUUUAUUCCGCUUCUGGUCAUUCUUCCUACGCCAGCAUUUUAAUCGCAAGAUGUACACUGAAUUCAAAACAUUAGCUAUUGAGGAUGCCUCCAAAGGUCACAGAUAUGGUCUUGAGUGUCUGUUUCGGUACUACAGCUACGGCUUAGAAAAGAGGUUUCGAUUAGAAGUCUUCCAGGAUUUCCAGGAGGAGACCAUGAGAGAUUGUGCAACCGGUCAGCUGUACGGUCUUGAAAAGUUCUGGGCCUUCCUGAAGUACUCCAGGCGCCAGGUCGACGUCCACCCAGAAUUGCAAGAAAAGCUGUCUCAUUACAAGAAGCUGUCAGAUUUUCGAGACGAUGAUGCUCCAGGACAGUCUUAA